Molecule: messenger RNA, 7963 nt
Organism: Cyclopterus lumpus (lumpfish)
Lineage: Eukaryota; Metazoa; Chordata; Actinopteri; Perciformes; Cyclopteridae
Product: sarcoplasmic/endoplasmic reticulum calcium ATPase 2
Exons: 24
Coding region: 950-4141 (1063 amino acids)
Biological process (GO): intracellular calcium ion homeostasis; calcium ion transmembrane transport
Cellular component (GO): membrane
Molecular function (GO): P-type calcium transporter activity; ATP hydrolysis activity; ATP binding
Source: RefSeq, a predicted model, not a curated record
CUGACCUAACUCAGCCUCUCUCAACUCCAGCGCACACAGCAGGGAGAGAACGAGUGAGUGAAUGAAUGUGUUCUACAAUGCUACCAAGAGAGGGAAAGUUCAUCAUUCAUGAUUAAAGUGAUGGUAAGACAGGGGGAUAUGGUUAUUGGAACAUGUUCCAAAUGAUAAUGCACAUACAAUGCUAUGACUUCUUGUAAUAUAAAGGUCUCUCUUCAUGGAGUCUAUCCAUUGAGAAUGCAGCAACAACAGAGAACGUAUUUUUCAAGUUUAAGGGGAGGCCCCAUGAAACUUUCUUGUAUGCCGGUUUUCUGAAAAUGUAUGUUUAAAUAUUCAAAUCAGGUAUUGUCUUAUCAAAUAUGUGCUCUGACUGAUAUAUGCACUAACCCCUGUAAACGCCUUCAUAGUAUAGAUACGAUGAAACUGAGUGUAUGUAUAAUUCUAAAAUGUGUUUUUUGAAAAACGGCCUUUAAGGAUGUGAUUUGUAAAAUGAAGACACUAGAGGUGAAUAGGAUAAACAAAAUAAUCUAAUAGAAAAAUCAGCCGCUGUGUUGUAUAAAUGUGCUCAUUUCGGACAUUGUGCAGUGUUCUGCAGUGUUGCCAAACACGCAAAGCUGAUUGGUUCGCAUGUCGAUCAUUUGCGCGACCGCAGACUCACCGCCCGCUGAUUGAUCUAGAGCUGGGUGACUGGGAUCAGAGGCGGGCGCUUCUGGAGUAAAGAUCCGAGUGGGCGGGAUUUGAGAGGAUCCUACACGCGUUCAUGGUUUGCGUCAGUCGGAUUCCCGGGUCUCAUUGGUUUAUGCGUAACUCCGUUGGUUUUAUGCGGUUAAUCACGGUCAUUAGGGGGCAGCAGCGUCAAGGUAGACAGUCACCCGCGAAAGGAUGAGAAGUCAGACAAUCUUAUUCAAAAUAAAAGUCCAACACCUGUUUGCGUUGGAAGGAGUACAGCUUGAUGGAUAAUGCUCAUACUAAGACGGUGGAGGAGGUUCUGGGCUUCUUCAGUGUGAAUGAGUCCACAGGUCUGAGCUGUGAGCAGCUGAAGAAGACCAGGGAAAGAUGGGGACCCAACGAAUUGCCAGCUGAAGAAGGGAAGUCCCUUUGGGAGCUGGUCCUGGAACAGUUUGAAGAUCUGUUGGUUCGAAUCCUGCUGCUGGCUGCGUGCAUCUCCUUUACCCUGGCUUGGUUUGAAGAAGGGGAGGGGACAAUCACAGCCUUUGUUGAGCCCUUCGUCAUCCUCCUCAUCCUCAUCGCUAAUGCUAUUGUGGGAGUGUGGCAGGAACGUAAUGCAGAGAAUGCCAUUGAGGCCCUCAAGGAGUACGAGCCAGAGAUGGGCAAGGUGUACCGGCAGGACAAGAAGAGCGUCCAGAGAGUCCGAGCGCGAGACAUCGUUCCUGGAGACAUUGUGGAGGUCGCUGUUGGUGAUAAGGUCCCAGCUGACAUCAGGCUGACGUCCAUCUGUUCCACCACUCUGAGGGUGGACCAGUCCAUUCUGACGGGGGAGUCCGUGUCGGUGAUCAAACACACAGACCCUGUACCGGAUCCCCGAGCCGUCAACCAGGACAAGAAGAACAUGCUCUUCUCAGGUACCAACAUUGCAGCGGGUCGUGCCAUCGGUGUUGUCGUGGCAACAGGGGUGCAGACAGAGAUUGGAAAAAUCCGAGAUGAGAUGGCCUCCACUGAACCAGAAAGGACCCCUCUUCAACAGAAACUGGACCAGUUUGGAGAACAACUGUCUAAGGUCAUCAGUGUGAUCUGUGUGGCAGUGUGGGCCAUUAAUGUGGGACACUUCAAUGACCCGGUCCAUGGAGGCAGCUGGCUAAGAGGAGCUGUUUACUAUUUUAAGAUCGCUGUUGCGCUGGCUGUAGCUGCCAUACCAGAAGGCCUCCCAGCUGUGAUCACGACCUGCCUGGCUCUGGGCACCAGGAGGAUGGCCAGGAAGAAUGCCAUCGUCCGCAGCCUGCCAUCAGUGGAGACGCUGGGUUGCACAUCUGUUAUCUGCUCUGACAAGACAGGAACACUGACCACCAACCAGAUGUCAGUCUGCAGGAUGUUUGUAGUAGACAGUGUGUCAGGGGAGCAAUGCAGCCUGAGCGAGUUCACAGUGACUGGAUCUACUUACGCCCCUGAAGGGGAAGUUUAUAAGGACGGCUCAGUGGUGAAGCCCAGUCGGUAUGAAGGCCUGGUGGAGAUGGCCUCCAUCUGUGCACUGUGCAAUGACUCAUCACUGGACUACAAUGAGGCCAAGGGUGUGUUUGAGAAGGUUGGAGAGGCAACAGAGACUGCUCUCUGCUGUCUGGUGGAGAAAAUGAACGUGUUCGACACUGACCUGAUUGGACUGAGCCCCGUCGAGAGAGCUACAGCGUGCUGCUCCGUGAUUAAGCAGCUGAUGAGGAAGGAGUUGACAUUGGAGUUUUCCAGAGACAGGAAGUCCAUGUCUGUCUUCUGUUCAUCCAAUAAACUCACACGGUCUGCCUCUGGAGCCAAGAUGUUUGUCAAGGGAGCUCCAGAGAGCGUGUUGGAACGUUGCAAUUAUAUCCGGGUCAGCGGUGCUUCUCGUGUGCCUUUGAGCCCGGCGGUUCGAGAGCAGCUCCUGUCCAAUGUGAGGGAGUGGGCAUCGGGCCGAGACAUGCUGCGUUGCCUCGCCAUGGCAACCAGGGACACGCCCCCUGACAUCCACUGCCUCAACCUGGAGAACUCCGCUGUCUUUGGGGACUAUGAGUCCGACCUGACCUUUGUGGGCUGUGUGGGCAUGUUGGACCCCCCCAGGAAAGAGGUGCUUAGCGCAGUCCGAAUGUGUCGGCAGGCUGGCAUCAGAGUCAUCAUGAUCACAGGUGACAACAAAGGGACAGCGCUGUCUAUUUGUCGGAGGGUGGGCAUCAUCACGGAGCAGGAAGAGGAGCAGGGGGGGGUUAUCGGGGGCCUGACCGGGCGCGAGUUUGACGAGCUGCCGCCUCACUUGCAGCGCGAGGCCUGUAGGACGGCAAGGUGCUUCGCCCGGGUGGAACCGGCUCACAAGAGCCGUAUUGUGGAGUACCUGCAGAGCCUCGACGACAUCACUGCUAUGACAGGUGACGGGGUGAACGACGCGCCUGCAUUGAAGAAGGCGGAGAUCGGCAUCGCUAUGGGCAGCGGCACAGCAGUGGCUAAGUCGGCCUCCGAGAUGAUCCUGGCUGACGACAACUUCUCCACCAUUGUUGCUGCAGUGGAGGAGGGCAGAGCCAUUUACAACAACAUGAAACAGUUCAUCAGAUAUCUGAUCUCAUCCAACAUAGGAGAGGUGGUCUGUAUUUUCAUGACGGCCGCACUGGGCAUGCCUGAAGCACUGAUCCCAGUCCAGCUGCUAUGGGUCAACCUCGUCACUGACGGUUUCCCUGCAACAGCUCUGGGCUUCAACCCUCCAGAUCUGGACAUCAUGUCCCGCCCCCCACGCUCCCCUAAAGAGCCUUUGAUCUCCUGCUGGUUAUUCUGCCGCUACCUCAUCGUUGGAUGUUAUGUGGGAGCUGCCACUGUCGGAGCUGCUGCCUGGUGGUUCAUGGCAGCCCACGACGGACCAAAGCUUUCCUUCUAUCAACUGUCCCACUACCUUCAGUGCAGUGAAGGCCACGUUGAGUUUGCUGGUGUGCAGUGUUCAGUCUUUGAGUCUCCUUAUCCAAUGACUAUGGCCCUGUCUGUCCUGGUUACCAUAGAGAUGUGCAAUGCCUUGAACAGUCUUUCAGAGAACCAGUCUCUGCUGAAAAUGCCUCCCUGGUCAAACCCCUGGCUGGUGGGGGCCAUCUGCCUGUCCAUGGCUCUACACUUCCUCAUUCUAUAUGUCGAUCCACUGCCGGUAGUUUUCCAGAUUCGCCCUCUGUCGUGGCCUCAAUGGGUGGUGGUGUUGAAGAUGUCCCUACCUGUCAUCUUGAUGGACGAGGCUCUCAAGUUCCUGGCCCGCAACUACAUUGAGCCAGGAAGCCAGAUCCAGACUCUGGAAGAAGAAGAGGAGCAGCGGAGGAUGGGGCCUAGCACGGGAUUGGUCGGGGCCAUGAGGACGAGGCUGCACCAGUCACUGAAGGGCGUGUCCUGGUCGUUCGUCCUGAUCUCUGCACCGCUAUUGAUCUGGAUCUUCAGCCUGGACUCUGACAUAACCAACAUCUUCUGGGAGUGAUGGAAGAAUGAGAGGACGGGCGGACUGUGGGGGGAGAGAAGAAAGAGACCAUCUAAAGAAGGACUGUUGGAAUAGGAUGCAGAGGUUUGGGUGUGUACGGGUGAGGUGAGAAAGAAACAAGCAGAGAGGAUAAAUACUCUGCUGGGAUACAAGAAUAUAAGGUGUAAAGAGUGAAAUAUUAAGCCAACAGACAAUCAGAUAACACCAAGAAGGAAAGACCACCUCCUCCUCAAUACUAAAAGGUGCUACGUGUAGCAUUUCAUCUGAAUCCCAUAGCUCACUUAGUCCUGCUAUGAGUUCAGAAGGCAUAGGCCAAGUUUGUCUGUCCAACACUUGGGCCCAGAGUGAAAUAUGUCUAUUUAGCUGUACUUUAAUGCUAACCUUUGCAUUCUAAAAUACUAAGGUUUACAAGAUAAACAUUAACAUGUUAGCAUGCUACAACACGAUUUUUGUGUUCGGGACAAACAAUGUAAUCAUCAAUGGUUCCCUGCUGCUCCGGCUUGUCACAGGUUGCAUCAAUUUCUAUGGUUUCCAGCUAUUUAUAAAACCGUCACACAUUUUGACUAGCUAGCUCCAACUAGUCCCUCAUUCUAUCAGAAUGCACCAAUAACAGUUGUCUACAGCCCCUCUACCAAAUCAAAAAAUGUCUCUGCAGUAGUCAAAGAUAUUUAUCGGCUCCAGCUCCAACUGGUAGUGAUGGAAACACCCGAGUGGACACGCUGAUGUACGAUCUUUUAUUACGGUGCUUUCUUUGUAAUCUCAUCCACAAAUUCUGUCAACUCUGUCCAAGCAGCACUGGAACAUUGUUCCAAAUGAAUAGAAACCAAGUUUGAAGAGAGACUUAGAAUAAGUAACAAAUAUAAAAAUUUCCCCUGGUCUCCGGGCUGCUUUCUAAUUUGCGUUUGUGUCAUUGAGCACUAGAAAACAACAGAAAGGCAACUCGUCUACUAGCAAUGGGAAGGAGUCAUCUAUUUUGUGCUUGUUUUCCUGCGUUUAAAAACUGCAAAUAUAUGCCCUAAUUAUGGUGGACCUAAGUUUGUUGUGGUGAAACCAAUUUCUUACCAUUUCUGCCUGUUCUGUUUGUUAAAUCUUAAUAUUAGACUUACAGAUUUAAAUUUGCAUCAUAAGUGGACACAAAAGCCAUGCACUGUGUUAGAGGUUAAAAGUAUUUAAUUAAUCGAAGAGCAGCAGAUACAGAAACAACUUUUAGUCCUAUGUGGACACAUCAGUAAGCAUUUUGAAGUGUAGAAGUUUAGAAAUGAUUUUGACAGAAAAUAAAUUUUCUAUGGCACACAUUGAUGAUGUAUUGCUGAUUAAAUGCUACAUGUUGCACCUUUUUAGAUGUCUGCUUGAAAAACGAUUGCAUCAGAUAGAAGGGGAGCAGUGCUGAGUGGUCUCAAAUCACACACACACACACACACACACACACACACACACACACACACACACACACCAGCUUUCCGUCCACACUGUAAUUCACCAGUAAUAAUUUGAGGUCAUGAACAGGCAAUGAAGCCAGGCGACUAGAUGUACAAUAGAACCCCCAACCGGCCACUGCAACAGUCUCAUUAUUGUUGGGCCUUCCCUGUUCAUGAGAGUAAAACAAGCAUUCAGCUGAGAGGGAAGACUGUUACGAAGACAGGCUGCAUGUCAGCGCACGCCACACAUGUAUAACACGUUUCAAAGCCACAGUCCAAACUGUGACUGUGGGAUUCUGCAGGAACUCAUCCUUUCCUGCAGAAUGUGGGCGUGAGAGGAGACACUACAGGUGAAUAGAGUGAAACAUUUAACUAAGAAACAUUCCCAUGAAUCUUCCACAGUUGAUUACCCACAUUCACAGUUAUUUGUUGUAUGACAAGUUUCCUAAAAAGUCAAUGUUUGGAUAUGCGAAUGAGGUGUAAUCUUAUUACGUGUAUGCUAAUUUACAUACAUUUCCAAGACAUGAAUGUGAACACUGGAUUGUGUUCACAAGUAUUGUUUCAUUUGACAUAUUAGACUCAAAGGUUUUUACAGUGGAAAUAUUGGAUAUCUCUUUGUAUCACUCCAUGAAUCAGAAAUAGUGUCAACAGCCAUAAAAACAUAUAAUUCCACCAUGUUUUUAGUUAUAGAAUGUUAAAUAUUUAAAUCCAGUUAUGAAUAAUAUGAGCGGAACAGUCAGAAUAUAUUUAGGAAUGAAACUGUAAUAUUUGGUGGAUGAGCUACUGAUGUGGAGAUUUCUAAAUCCUGAGAAAAUAAUAUAUUUUUUUGUAAAUGGCCUUUAAAGAGAUGUUAUGUUAAAUGACAAACAUGUUCAAGACUACAGGUGAAUAGGGUUUUACCAUAAAACUUCCCCAGCUGAUUACUUAAAUUUAGACAAUUAAUUUUUGUAUUACACGUUUUCUCAAAUUAGAUGUUAAAAUAUGCAAAGGAGGCUUUAUCUAAUGGUCACUUUGGUUGAAUUUAGGAAAUAAUGACAGAUGCAAAUAGACAAAGUAGCAAAAUACACACACAAAUGUGUAUUUUAGAAGAAAAUUUGACCACAAUUCUCAAACAUGAAUGUGCAUGAAAUCCGAUGUUAAAGUGGGCCGUAAAUGUCCAGCUGGGUGUCUGCAGGUUGUAAAAUGGUUCACAAGUCCAACACUGAGGUCACCUCCUCCCAACAUUCUGAUAGAGCUACAGUUCAGUAUCCUUGUUUGUCUUUCUGUUGAUUGUUAGUGGCACUGACGAGCGGACAAAGUCUUAAAAGUUCUCUAUAUUCAAACUGCUACAUGUAUGUAAACGUAUUAAUAUGGUUAUACUUCAGUCCGACUCAGCACUGCGUCAAGGAGCGUAGAGUCUUCUAGAACGUCAGUCUGACGACACUGAGGCGCUGAGGCUGUGCUCCAUGUGAAAUGUUUUUUCUGUGCAAAUCAGCCAUUUUCUCCAGGGAUUUGCCAUUGAAGGGAUUUUAUUUAAAUUAUUAUUUUUUUGCAGCAAAGUGUUCUUGAUUCUUGUUAUAACAAUAACGUGUGUUGUAUAUCUCUUUUAGUCACUGUUAGAAAAGCAAAAUCUGAAAGCAGUCAUUAUUUUACAAGAGUAAAUAAAUUCUAAUUCCUUCACAUGAUGUCAUACUUUUAUGAGAAACAAUAUCAUGAUGUUAUGCGAGUAAAGUCACAAUACUGUACGUACAACUGCUCGUCUUCUUUCCUCUGAGCGGUGCAUGGCUGUUUCAGAUUGAUCACCACCUACAUAAAGAAAGUCAAGACUUAAUUAUUGUAAUACUGUGACCCUUUCAAAAUUACAACCUAACUAAAUUUGCAAUUUUACUCUGGUAAUUAUUUUACUUUUACUAGUAAAGUUGCCACUUUAUUCUUGUAAAAAAAACAUUUCAGAAUUCUGACUUUACUCAAUAUUCUGACUUUCUUUGUAAUUUUCAGAGGUGUUAGACCAACUCAGAAUCUCUUUUUUUUUCUCCUUUGUUGCCCAAUGUUCUGCCUGUUUUAGUUUAGCUUGCUUUGGCUCAUUUUGGUUUGGGCUCAUUUAAGGCGGAAGAAACACAUGUAGAUGCACUUAACUGGCGAGUAUUUACUUUCUAUUGUCAUUAAUUAUUCGUAUUGUAUUUUUCUGCAAAGUUGUAUUAUACCACGACAAGUCCCCAAUGUGUACCAACUUUGUUUACUUCAUUUGUUGUUCAUUAUUAUUAUUAUUAUUAUUAUUAUUGUUGUUGUUGGCUCACUCGUGAGUGGAGUAAGGGUUGACAUGGUUCCAGACUGUCACAGUAAAUUAAUAGUUGUUCUUGACUGACCUGUCUAAAUAAAGGUUGAAUCAAUGAACUUCAUAAUUAAAGAAUCACCAUUUAGUAGA